AGUCAUGGCGGCCUGCAGGCGCUGCUGCUCGUGCCUCCGGCUCAGGCCUCUGGGUGCUGUGCCCCUGCGUCUGCCAGGGCGGGAUCGGGCACUCACACACUUGCAGGUGCGCGCGCUGUGGGGCAGUGCGGGGUCCCGAGCUGUGGCAGUGGAUUUGGGCAACAGAAAAUUAGAAAUAUCCUCCGGAAAACUGGCCAGAUUCGCAGAUGGCUCUGCUGUAGUACAGUCAGGUGACACUGCAGUGAUGGUGACAGCGGUCAGCAAAACAAAACCUUCACCUUCGCAGUUCAUGCCUUUGGUGGUUGAUUACAGACAGAAGGCUGCUGCAGCAGGUAGAAUUCCCACAAACUAUCUUAGAAGAGAAAUUGGUUCUUCUGAUAAAGAAAUUCUAACAAGUAGAAUAAUAGAUCGUUCAAUUAGACCUCUCUUUCCAGCUGGUUACUUUUAUGAUACACAGGUUCUUUGUAAUCUGUUAGCAGUAGAUGGUAUUAAUGAACCUGAUGUCCUUGCAAUUAAUGGUGCUUCUGUAGCCCUCUCAUUAUCAGAUAUUCCUUGGAAUGGACCUGUUGGGGCAGUCCGAAUAGGAAUGAUUGAUGGAGAAUGUGUUGUUAAUCCCACAAGAAAGGAAAUGUCUUCUAGUACUUUGAAUUUAGUGGUUGCUGGAGCACCUAAAAGUCAGAUUGUCAUGUUGGAAGCCUCUGCAGAAAACAUUUUACAGCAGGACUUUUGCCAUGCUAUCAAAGUGGGAAUGAAACAUACCCAACAAAUCAUUCAGGGCAUCCAGCAAUUGGUCAAAGAAAUUGGUGUUACCAAGAGGACACCUCAAAAGUUAUUCAUCCCUUCACCAGAGAUUGUGAAAUAUGCUCAUAAACUUGCCAUGGAGAAACUCUAUGCAGUUUUUACAGAUUAUGAACAUGAUAAAAUUUCCAGAGAUGAAGCUGUUAACAAGAUUAGAUUAGAUACAGAGGAACAACUAAAAGAAAAAUUUCCUGAAGUUGAUCCAUAUGAAAUAAUAGAAUCCUUCAAUGUGGUUGCCAAAGAGGUCUUUAGAAAUAUUAUUUUGAAUGAAUACAAGAGAUGUGAUGGACGAGAUUUGACUUCACUUAGGAAUAUAAGCUGUGAGGUAGAUAUGUUCAAAACUCUUCAUGGGUCAGCACUGUUUCAAAGGGGACAAACACAGGUGCUUUGUACUGUUACAUUUGAUUCAUUAGAAUCCAGUAUUAAGUCAGAUCGAAUAACAACAGCUAUAAAUGGAAUAAAAGAUAAAAAUUUCAUGCUGCACUAUGAGUUUCCUCCUUAUGCAACUAAUGAAAUUGGCAAAGUCACUGGUGUAAACAGAAGAGAACUUGGGCAUGGUGCUCUUGCUGAGAAAGCUUUGUAUCCUGUUAUUCCCAAAGAUUUUCCUUUCACGAUAAGGGUCACAUCUGAAGUCCUAGAGUCAAAUGGGUCAUCUUCUAUGGCAUCUGCAUGUGGUGGAAGUUUAGCAUUAAUGGAUGCAGGAGUUCCAAUUUCAUCUCCUGUAGCAGGUGUAGCAAUAGGAUUGGUCACCAAGAACAAUUCUGAAAAGGGGGACAUAGAGGAUUAUCGUUUGCUUACAGAUAUUCUGGGAAUUGAAGACUACAAUGGUGAUAUGGAUUUCAAAAUAGCUGGUACUAAUAAAGGAAUAACUGCAUUGCAGGCUGAUAUUAAAUUACCUGGAAUACCAAUAAAAAUUGUAAUGGAGGCCAUUCAGCAAGCUUCAGUGGCAAAGAAAGAGAUACUACAGAUUAUGAAUAAAACUCUUUCAAAACCUAGAGCAUCUAGAAAAGAAAAUGGACCUAUUAUAGAAACUGUUCAAGUUCCAUUAUCAAAACGAGCAAAAUUUAUUGGACCAGGUGGAUAUCAUUUAAAAAAACUUCAGGCUGAAACAGGUGUAACUAUUAGCCAGGUGGAUGAAGAAACAUUUUCUAUAUUUGCUCCAACACCUAGUGCAAUGCACGAAGCAAGAGACUUCAUUACUGAAAUCUGUAAAGAUGAUCAAGAGCAACAGUUAGAAUUUGGAGCAGUCUAUACCGCCACAAUAACUGAAAUCAGAGACACUGGAGUGAUGGUAAAACUAUAUCCAAAUAUGACUGCAGUACUGCUUCAUAACACACAACUUGAUCAGCGAAAGAUUAAACAUCCCACUGCCUUGGGAUUAGAAGUUGGACAAGAAAUUCAGGUGAAAUACUUUGGACGUGAUCCCGCAGAUGGAAGAAUGAGGCUUUCUCGCAAAGUCCUUCAGUCUCCAGCUACAACUGUUGUCAAAACUCUAAAUGACAGAAGCAGUAUUGUAAUGGGAGAACCUUCUUCGCAGUCAUCAUCUAAUUGUUCCCGGUGAUUUUUUUUAAAGAAAAUUUUAGUAGUAUCAUCUAAUAAUGUGUAAUUUAUAUAUGGUUAAAUAUAUUCUAAUUAUUUGUAUGAAAAUACUCAUUUACAUGUGCCAUUCUUUUCAAGAGUAACCUAUUUUGGCUUGUUCUUAAUUAUAAUAGAAAUCAAUAAAUAUUUAUUAAAAGUAAACUAUUUAUAUUUCUUAGGAAAGAUUAUACUUUUGUUCCUCUAAUUCUAAAAUAUAUGUAGAAAACUUGGAACUAAUAUACCAUGUGCUUAUAAUGGAUUUCUUCCUACACAUUUUUUUCUUUAUAGUGACAGUUUACUCUUAGGCAUCUAAUAGUUUACCUCUUUGCCCCAACAGCUUUACUUGCAUACAAUUGUUUCAUAAAAUGGAAGUUGCCAUAUUCAAAGCCAGUGCCUAUUUCUUCAGAAUAGUUAACCAACACAAUAAAGGGUUAAAGGAUCUGAUUUAACCAAUUUUUAAUAUGAUCCCAUUCAAAUUAGUCACCAAAUCAUAAAUACAGUGAAGUAAGUAAUAAAAAAUUGACUCUUACUCUUUUAGCAUGAAGUAGUACAUAUAUUUUUCACAUUUACCUACACAAAUAAAAUUUUUUUUUUUACAGGCAGAGUUAGAGGAGAGAGACACAGAGAGAGUUAUAGACAGUGAGAGAGAGAGAGACAGAGAGAGAGGUCUUCCAUCCAUUGGUUCACUCCCUAAUGGCUGCUACGGCCAGCGCUGCACCGAUCCAAAGCCAGGAGCUGGGUGCUUCCUCCUGGUCUCCCAUGCAGGUGCAGGGACCCAAGCACUUGGGCCAUCCUCCACUGUCCUCCCGGGCCACAGCAGAGAGCUGGACUGGAAGAGGAGCAACCGGGACUAGAACCUGGGGUGCCGGCGCCGCAGGUAGAGAAUUAGCCAAGUGAGCCACGGAGCCGGCCACACAUAAAAAUUUAAUCAUAAAACAGAACCAGGUUAUUUUUCAGUGUGGAUAUUGCUAACAUAUGGAUAUUUUUUGGUAUAAGAACUGGUACAAUUAUGUUUGUAAUUACUAAAUAGUUUGAAAUAGUCAUGUACAAAGGUUAUUAAUAUAAUUAUUAGUAAUGUCUAUCAUGAUGACCAUUCCUAUUAUUUAAAAAAUCAUGUUAUAUUUCUGCCAAAGAAAAGUAAAUGGUACAUGAAAGUCAUAAUUAAUGAUGUGUAAUAAACUUGAUGAGAAUAUGUGUGAAUUCAUGACUCAGGGCUAACUAGUUUUUAAAUUAAAAUUCAGGUGGUCAAACCAAAGAUUUUUUUAGAUAUGUGUACUUAAUCAAUAAACAUUAAUUGUAACAUGUAUAAAAUAGCAUAUAGACAGUAUUGUUACACUUCCUGAAAUAU
This is a messenger RNA of Lepus europaeus (European hare), 3724 nucleotides long. It is a transcript of the gene PNPT1, whose product is annotated as polyribonucleotide nucleotidyltransferase 1. Gene Ontology annotation, molecular function: polyribonucleotide nucleotidyltransferase activity; 3'-5'-RNA exonuclease activity; RNA binding. Gene Ontology annotation, biological process: mitochondrial mRNA catabolic process; mitochondrial RNA 3'-end processing. The transcript has 28 exons. The record is from RefSeq and is a predicted model, not a curated record. The coding region runs from base 5 to 2359 and encodes 784 amino acids. NCBI's taxonomy places the organism in Eukaryota, Metazoa, Chordata, Mammalia, Lagomorpha, Leporidae. Gene Ontology annotation, cellular component: cytosol; mitochondrion.